AGUUGUUUGAAUUAACAAUUUCGUAAUAUAUAAAUUAAACAAUCAAAAUAAAUCACAAUUGAACUUGGUUGACAUUAUAAAUAGUGAAUACUUUGAUAUAUGUAUUGAAAACUCUCGAAAUUUAAAAUUCUGUAAGCGUGCUUUUUGACAACUUGAAUAUCGUUUGUUUUGUAAAAGUUUAUCACGUGUUCAACUCUAUCACAUUUUGCCUGGUUUUCUGUCCAAUUGCUCCACCAUGUCCGGCUCCGGUGUCAAUCCCUUUGCCAAGUUCCAGAAAUCGUUCUCCCAGGACGGCAGCAUCUACAAGUAUUUUGAUCUACCCUCUAUUGAUGAUAAAUAUGAUUCACUGCCCUUUUCCAUUCGCGUUCUGCUGGAAUCCACGGUGCGUAACUGCGACAAUUUCCAUGUAUUGGAGAAGGACGUGCAGAGCAUUCUGGGAUGGACACCCCUGCUAAAGCAGGAAACCAGCGAUGUGGAGGUUUCCUUCAAGCCAGCACGUGUUAUAUUGCAGGACUUUACUGGUGUUCCCGCUGUCGUGGACUUUGCUGCUAUGCGGGAUGCAGUACGCGAACUGGGCGGCGAUCCCGAGAAAAUUAAUCCCAUCUGCCCCGCAGAUCUGGUUAUCGAUCAUUCCGUUCAGGUUGAUUUUAUUCGCUCCUCGGACGCAUUGACCAAGAACGAAUCCUUGGAGUUCCAGCGCAACAGGGAGCGAUUCACCUUCCUGAAAUGGGGAGCCCGUGCCUUUGACAAUAUGCUGAUUGUGCCACCCGGUUCUGGCAUUGUUCACCAAGUUAAUCUGGAGUACCUAGCCCGAGUGGUCUUUGAGACCGACGAUUCCACGGAUGGUUCGAAGAUCCUGUAUCCUGAUAGCGUCGUAGGUACCGACUCCCACACCACCAUGAUCAAUGGUUUAGGUGUGUUGGGCUGGGGCGUUGGUGGCAUCGAGGCAGAGGCUGUGAUGUUAGGCCAGUCUAUAUCCAUGUUGCUACCCGAGGUGAUUGGCUAUAAGCUGGAGGGAAAACUGGGUCCUCUGGCUACCUCCACUGAUCUCGUACUGACUAUCACCAAGCAUUUACGUCAGCUGGGCGUCGUGGGCAAGUUCGUGGAGUUCUACGGUCCCGGAGUGGCGGAGCUAAGUAUUGCUGAUCGUGCCACUAUCAGUAACAUGUGCCCCGAAUAUGGAGCUACUGUUGGUUACUUUCCAAUUGAUGAGAACACGCUUAGCUACAUGCGGCAGACCAAUCGCUCUGAAAAGAAGAUUGAUAUCAUCCGACAGUAUCUAAAGGCUACUCGACAACUGCGUGACUAUGCCGUUGCGGAUCAGGACCCCCAUUACACAGAGUCUAUCACCCUGGAUUUAUCCACUGUGGUUACCUCGGUUUCGGGCCCCAAGCGUCCGCAUGAUCGCGUGUCGGUUUCCAGCAUGUGCGAGGAUUUCAAGUCGUGCCUUAUCAGUCCCGUGGGAUUCAAGGGAUUCGCCGUACCGCCAAGUGCCUUAUCUGCAAGUGGUGAGUUUCAGUGGGACGAUGGCAAGAGCUACACGAUAGGCCAUGGAUCUGUUGUGAUUGCGGCCAUUACUUCCUGUACAAACACUUCCAAUCCCUCGGUGAUGUUGGGAGCCGGCCUUUUGGCAAAGAAUGCCGUGCAGAAGGGCUUAAGUAUUCCACCUUAUAUCAAGACCUCAUUGUCCCCUGGAUCUGGUGUGGUUACCUACUAUCUCAGAGAGUCUGGAGUGAUUCCCUUUCUGGAACAGCUGGGAUUCAACAUUGUGGGUUAUGGAUGCAUGACCUGCAUAGGCAACUCGGGCCCGCUUGAUGAGAACGUGGUCAACACCAUCGAGAAAAAUGGGCUCGUGUGUUGUGGAGUCCUGUCGGGAAAUCGUAACUUUGAGGGUCGAAUUCAUCCCAAUACUAGAGCCAACUAUUUGGCCAGUCCACUGCUGGUAAUUGCCUACGCUAUUGCCGGGCGCGUGGAUAUAGAUUUCGAAACGGAGCCUUUGGGCGUAGAUGCCAAUGGCAAGAAGGUAUUCCUGCGCGAUAUCUGGCCUACGCGCAGCGAGAUUCAGGAGGUGGAGCACAAACACGUCAUUCCCGCAAUGUUCCAGGAAGUCUACAGCAAAAUUCAGCUGGGAUCCAAAGAAUGGCAGACGUUGGAGGUGUCUGAUGGCAAGUUGUAUCCCUGGAGUGGGGUGUCCACCUAUAUUAAACGACCGCCCUUCUUUGAGGGCAUGACCCGUGAGCUGCCCAAACUAAAAAGCAUCGAGAAGGCUCGCUGUCUCCUGCUGCUUGGAGAUUCAGUGACCACCGAUCACAUCUCGCCAGCCGGUUCUAUUGCCCGGAAGUCUCCUGCGGCGCGUUAUUUGUCGGAACGCGGUCUGACACCUCGGGACUUCAAUUCGUAUGGCUCUAGGCGUGGCAAUGAUGCAGUGAUGGCGCGCGGAACCUUUGCUAACAUCCGCCUGGUCAAUAAACUGGCCUCAAAAACCGGACCCAAUACCGUUCACCUGCCCAGUGGCGAAGAGAUGGAUAUUUUCGAUGCAGCGGAGCGUUAUGCGGAGGAGGGAACGCCCCUUGUUCUGGUGGUGGGCAAGGACUACGGCAGUGGAAGCUCACGCGAUUGGGCCGCCAAGGGUCCAUUCCUGCUGGGAAUUAAGGCGGUGAUCGCGGAGUCGUAUGAGCGCAUUCAUCGUUCUAAUCUUGUAGGCAUGGGCAUCAUUCCGCUACAAUUCCUGCCGGGUCAAAACGCCGAAAUCCUCAACCUAAGUGGCCGGGAGGUCUUUAACAUUGUCCUUCCAGAGGGUGAGCUGAGUCCAGGUCAGAAGAUUCCAGUUGAGGCCAAUGGUAAUGUCUUUGAGACUACUUUGCGCUUCGAUACCGAGGUGGACAUUACGUACUACAAGAACGGUGGCAUUUUAAACUAUAUGAUCCGCAAAAUGCUGGAUUAGUGAUUGCUUUAACUUUUAUAUUCCACGUUCCAUGUGCAUUUCUAACUGACCGUUAUUUGUUAUUAUAUGAUGGUAAAUAAAGCUUGAUGCUUCAUCUAA
Drosophila eugracilis is the source of this 3043-nucleotide messenger RNA. RefSeq names its product cytoplasmic aconitate hydratase (gene Irp-1A). Gene Ontology annotation, cellular component: cytosol; mitochondrion. The record is from RefSeq and is a predicted model, not a curated record. NCBI's taxonomy places the organism in Eukaryota, Metazoa, Arthropoda, Insecta, Diptera, Drosophilidae. Gene Ontology annotation, biological process: citrate metabolic process; tricarboxylic acid cycle. The transcript has 7 exons. Gene Ontology annotation, molecular function: aconitate hydratase activity; 4 iron, 4 sulfur cluster binding. Bases 236 to 2944 code for a protein of 902 amino acids.